This is a messenger RNA of Anoplopoma fimbria (sablefish), 1375 nucleotides long. RefSeq names its product protein FAM13C-like. The record is from RefSeq and is a predicted model, not a curated record. NCBI's taxonomy places the organism in Eukaryota, Metazoa, Chordata, Actinopteri, Perciformes, Anoplopomatidae.
AGUAACUGAAGACGUGUCUGUCUCUGCAGAGCUGCUUCCGGUCCUGAGCAGACCUCCUCAGUCCCCCAGACACCACCCGUUUACCUCCAUCCACCCGGGCCAGCAGCCCCUCACCCCCGACGGAGCUCCGCCCCCCAGUCCUCACCAAUCCCCCUACUCCCCUCAGAGGAGCAGCCCCGGGGGGGAGGGGGGGAGAGGAGGAGGUGGAGGAGGUGGAGCUCUCCUCCAGCUCCUGGCCGGCGGCCCCAGCCCUCUGCUCCCCCGCUGCUCCAGCCUCACCCACAGCCUGAGGUUCAACUCUGACCCCGACACCGCACCGUCUCCACCCUGCAGCCAGCAGUACAUACAGUGUCGGGCUCGGGACCGGGCCGAGGUCUCAGAGGACCCUGAGUGUCCCUCGUCCAUCCCGUUCCUCACCAGACAGAUUCAGACCCUGAAGAAGAAGGUCCGCAGGUUUGAGGACCAGUUUGAGCAGGAGAUGAACUACAAGCCGUCCCACAACGAUAAAUACUCCAACCCAGAGAUGAUCCGAGUGAUGGGUGAACUGGCGAAGGCUCGCAGACAGCUCAAAGAGAUGAGACUCAGACAGUCGGUGUUUGAGUCGAAGGAUCCAGGCGGUCCUGAGAACUCCUGCAGGUCCAGCUCGGGCCAGCAGGGGGCGCCGGACCACAAGCCCACACUGGAGGAAACAGUGGAGUCUCUGUUCAGACGGCUGAGAGAGAAGAGGCAGGCUCUGGGCCUGCCAGACAACAUGAAGGAGAUGACUCAGGCUCAGAUGGUGCUGGAGAAGAUCACUCUGCAGAAAUGUCUGCUCUACUUUGAGAGUCUGCACGGCCGACCGGCAGUGAAGCAGGAGAAGAACCUGGUGAAGCCUCUGUACGACCGAUACCAGAUGAUCAAACGUUUACUUUGCACCAGCCCGACUAUCAGCACCAUAGAGGAAGAGGACGGUUCUGAUGAAGACUCAAUGAGCUCCUCGACAGUCGAGGAACCUCCGGUUCCGCCUCCUCGCAGAGCGACCAGACCCGCAGCCGGCGAGGAGGACAGCGACCGGGACAGCGACCCGGCCUUCGUGUCCCCGCUGGACGAAGUGAAGGCCGUCCACCAACAAGCUGCUGUCACCACGUCCAACCUGCACGAAGCCUCCAGGUCUCAGCUGCUGCAGUGUCUCCGAGAGACGAGGGCAGAGAAGAAGACGAGGCGUAAAGCUCUGAGAGAGUUUGAGGAUGAGUUUCACCGUCAGACUGGAAGAAUCUGCCAAAAAGAGGACCGCAGUCCGAUGAAGGAGGAGUACCAGGACUACAAACAGCUAAAGGCUAAACUCCGUCUGCUGGAAGUCCUCCUCAGCAAACAGGAAGUCACCAAAACCAUGUGA